This is a messenger RNA of Drosophila kikkawai, 768 nucleotides long. Lineage: Eukaryota; Metazoa; Arthropoda; Insecta; Diptera; Drosophilidae. The record is from RefSeq and is a predicted model, not a curated record.
AUGGAGAACGAUGAAGAUCCCUUUGCGUGUGGCUCGACUCUAGCGAGGACGCCCCGCCAAGAGAGGGAAGGGGAUGAAGCAGAGGCCUUCAGGAGGAGCGGCAAGGUCUCCCGAACGCCCACAGCGCUGGAACCCCUAGAAGAUGGGCGGAGCCCUGGGUCAAGCUCUACGCCGCCCCCCAAGAGGACGCGGGAUCCUGCGAGCCCGACCAGCUCGCAAAGAACUACGCCGGCCAAGAAGAGCAAGGCGUCAGAGGAGGCAGCCAGCCUGCAGGAUCUCCAGGAGCUGGGAAAGCUGCUGCAGGAAGUCUCCACGAAGAUGAUGGAUAAGACGACGCGCCACAUAACCGUCUCCACGAGGGAGCUGUUUGCCAAAAUGAAGGCGCUACAUGCGAGCAUUCUGGCGGCGAGCAGAGCGGCAGCCGCGGGUAACAAAGAAAGGCAGGAGUGCGACGUCGGGACCAGUCUGUGCCCAAAAUGCGCCCAGAGCACACGCAGCGCCGACAAGGAGCAGCAGACAGCGACCGUCGGGAAGAAGGAGGCUACAGCCCAAACAGAGCCCUGGCGUAGGCUUAGUCAGCCAAACUGGCCGGAACUACCGGCGCCUGUGCCUGCCCCUAAACCAGCCGGCGCAACGCAGCAGGGAAGUGAGAAGGGGCCCAGGAAGCCCCGAAAAAGACUCAAGGAGCCCACGCAGAGCCCGCGGAGGCACACACCGCCACCCGGAUCCUCGAGAACCCCGCAAAGCCCACCGGUGAAUGGAGGGUAG